Messenger RNA from Dromaius novaehollandiae (emu), 1327 nucleotides. RefSeq names its product YJU2 splicing factor homolog B (gene YJU2B). Gene Ontology annotation, cellular component: post-mRNA release spliceosomal complex; U2-type spliceosomal complex. NCBI's taxonomy places the organism in Eukaryota, Metazoa, Chordata, Aves, Casuariiformes, Dromaiidae. Gene Ontology annotation, biological process: mRNA splicing, via spliceosome. Bases 121 to 1200 code for a protein of 359 amino acids. The record is from RefSeq and is a predicted model, not a curated record. The transcript has 10 exons.
CACCCUUUUCUGCGGCGGUGACGUCAAUGGCCGGGUAGUGACGCAGAGGAAGAGGCGGGGCGCCGGGAGCGGAGCAGGAAGAGGUCCCGCCUGGACGCGCGGCGCUAGAGACCCGACGCCAUGGGCGAGCGCAAGGGGGUGAACAAGUACUACCCGCCCGACUUCGACCCGGCCAAGCAUGGCUCCCUCAACAAGUACCACCACAGCCACCCGCUGCGGGAGAGGGCCCGCAAGCUCUCCCAGGGCAUCCUCGUCAUCAGGUUCGAGAUGCCGUACAACAUCUGGUGCGACGGCUGCAAGAACCACAUCGGCAUGGGCGUCCGGUACAACGCGGAGAAGAAGAAGGUCGGCACCUACUACACGACGCCCAUCUACAGGUUCCGCAUGAAAUGUCACCUGUGCGUCAACUACAUCGAGAUGCAGACGGACCCGGCGGGCUGCGACUACGUCAUCGUCAGCGGGGCCCGGCGCAAGGAGGAGCGCUGGGACAUGCGGGACAACGAGCAGGUCCUGCCCACCGAGCGCGAGGACAAGGCGAAGCUGGAGACGGACGCCAUGUACCGGCUGGAGCACGGCGUCGCCGACCGGGCCGCGCUGCAGCGCGCCGUGCCCACGCUCGCCAGUCUCCAGGAGGCCCAGAGCGCCUGGAAGGACGACUUCGGCCUCAACAGCAUGCUGCGGAGGCGCUUCCGGGAGGAGAAGAAGACGCUGCGGGAGGAGGAGGAGGAGGCCGCGGCGCUGCAGGCGAAGGCCGGCCUGAGCAUCCCGCUGGUGCGGGAGGCCGAGGAGGACCGGCGCCUGGCCGCCCUGCUCAAGUACCGCAGCCCCGACUCCUACGAGGACAAGCAGAGGAUGAAGCGCACGGAGAUCUCCAGCCGCUCGUGGUUCCCCCCGGCGCCGGCGGCGAGCGGCAGGGCUGGCGACGCGCUGCGCAAGCUGGGCCGGGGGGGCCGAGCGCGGGCGGCCCCGGGCCCCCCCUCCGCCGCCUCCGCCUGCCUGGGCAUCGUCCGGCGCCGCGCCGGAGACGGCGCCGAGGGCCCGGCGGAGCCCGUGGUGCCGACGCCGAGCGGCCUCGCCGAGCCCGGGGGGGCGGCCCCCCAGCGCGGCUCCCCCCCCGGCCCCGCUCCCGCCGCCCCCGGCCUCAACGCUUCCCUCGUCGCCGACUACUCGGACUCGGACUCAGACUCGGAGGGCGCCUGAGCGGGGCCGGUCCCCGCGUCCUGCCCCUCCGCGUCCUGCCGCUCCGGGCUGGUCCCGGCCUCGCGCUGCCCCGGUGAUUUAUCCCGCGCCUCUGUACGUAUUAAACGGACUCUGCAGCACCGGGAAA